Messenger RNA from Knipowitschia caucasica, 4350 nucleotides. Lineage: Eukaryota; Metazoa; Chordata; Actinopteri; Gobiiformes; Gobiidae. The record is from the annotation of a GenBank genome assembly.
AUGUGCCAGCGGCGGGGGGCGGACAGUCCUAUCAGUGCCGGGCCGAGGACAGCUCAGAGCAAUCCCCGGUGCCUCUCCAUCGCACUCGCUCUCCUCCACCUCGGGCAAAGAGCAGCAUUGAAAUUCCAUUACAGCCUCCAUCAUGGCCGCCGCCGCCGCCACGGUCGCCCCACCUCCUCCAGCAGCUGUCUUUUUAACACAGCAAUCAGACUGGAAUAUGUGGGGAGGAGUGGAGAGGUGUGGAGAGAAGUGGGGAGGUGUGGGGAGGUGUGGAGAGGAGUGGGGAGGUGUGGGGAGGUGUGGAGAGGUGUGGAGAGGUGUGGGGAGGUGUGGAGAGGAGUGGAGAGGUGUGGAGAGGUGUGGGGAGGAGUGGAGAGGAGUGGGGAGGUGUGGGGAGGUGUGGAGAGGUGUGGAGAGGUGUGGAGAGGUGUGGGGAGGUGUGGAGAGGUGUGGAGAGGAGUGGGGAGGAGUGGAGAGGUGUGGAGAGGUGUGGGGAGGUGUGGAGAGGUGUGGGGAGGUGUGGAGAGGAGGGGGGGGGGGGGGGGGGGGGGGGGGGGGGGGGGGGGGGGGGGGGGGGGGGGGGGGGGGGGGGGGGGGGGGGGGGGGGGGGGGGGGGGGGGGGGGGGGGGGGGGGGGGGGGGGGGGGGGGGGGGGGGGGGGGGGGGGGGGGGGGGGGGGGGGGGGGGGGGGGGGGGGGGGGGGGGGGGGGGGGGGGGGGGGGGGGGGGGGGGGGGGGGGGGGGGGGGGGGGGGGGGGGGGGGGGGGGGGGGGGGGGGGGGGGGGGGGGGGGGGGGGGGGGGGGGGGGGGGGGGGGGGGGGGGGGGGGGGGGGGGGGGGGGGGGGGGGGGGGGGGGGGGGGGGGGGGGGGGGGGGGGGGGGGGGGGGGGGGGGGGGGGGGGGGGGGGGGGGGGGGGGGGGGGGGGGGGGGGGGGGGGGGGGGGGGGGGGGGGGGGGGGGGGGGGGGGGGGGGGGGGGGGGGGGGGGGGGGGGGGGGGGGGGGGGGGGGGGGGGGGGGGGGGGGGGGGGGGGGGGGGGGGGGGGGGGGGGGGGGGGGGGGGGGGGGGGGGGGGGGGGGGGGGGGGGGGGGGGGGGGGGGGGGGGGGGGGGGGGGGGGGGGGGGGGGGGGGGGGGGGGGGGGGGGGGGGGGGGGGGGGGGGGGGGGGGGGGGGGGGGGGGGGGGGGGGGGGGGGGGGGGGGGGGGGGGGGGGGGGGGGGGGGGGGGGGGGGGGGGGGGGGGGGGGGGGGGGGGGGGGGGGGGGGGGGGGGGGGGGGGGGGGGGGGGGGGGGGGGGGGGGGGGGGGGGGGGGGGGGGGGGGGGGGGGGGGGGGGGGGGGGGGGGGGGGGGGGGGGGGGGGGGGGGGGGGGGGGGGGGGGGGGGGGGGGGGGGGGGGGGGGGGGGGGGGGGGGGGGGGGGGGGGGGGGGGGGGGGGGGGGGGGGGGGGGGGGGGGGGGGGGGGGGGGGGGGGGGGGGGGGGGGGGGGGGGGGGGGGGGGGGGGGGGGGGGGGGGGGGGGGGGGGGGGGGGGGGGGGGGGGGGGGGGGGGGGGGGGGGGGGGGGGGGGGGGGGGGGGGGGGGGGGGGGGGGGGGGGGGGGGGGGGGGGGGGGGGGGGGGGGGGGGGGGGGGGGGGGGGGGGGGGGGGGGGGGGGGGGGGGGGGGGGGGGGGGGGGGGGGGGGGGGGGGGGGGGGGGGGGGGGGGGGGGGGGGGGGGGGGGGGGGGGGGGGGGGGGGGGGGGGGGGGGGGGGGGGGGGGGGGGGGGGGGGGGGGGGGGGGGGGGGGGGGGGGGGGGGGGGGGGGGGGGGGGGGGGGGGGGGGGGGGGGGGGGGGGGGGGGGGGGGGGGGGGGGGGGGGGGGGGGGGGGGGGGGGGGGGGGGGGGGGGGGGGGGGGGGGGGGGGGGGGGGGGGGGGGGGGGGGGGGGGGGGGGGGGGGGGGGGGGGGGGGGGGGGGGGGGGGGGGGGGGGGGGGGGGGGGGGGGGGGGGGGGGGGGGGGGGGGGGGGGGGGGGGGGGGGGGGGGGGGGGGGGGGGGGGGGGGGGGGGGGGGGGGGGGGGGGGGGGGGGGGGGGGGGGGGGGGGGGGGGGGGGGGGGGGGGGGGGGGGGGGGGGGGGGGGGGGGGGGGGGGGGGGGGGGGGGGGGGGGGGGGGGGGGGGGGGGGGGGGGGGGGGGGGGGGGGGGGGGGGGGGGGGGGGGGGGGGGGGGGGGGGGGGGGGGGGGGGGGGGGGGGGGGGGGGGGGGGGGGGGGGGGGGGGGGGGGGGGGGGGGGGGGGGGGGGGGGGGGGGGGGGGGGGGGGGGGGGGGGGGGGGGGGGGGGGGGGGGGGGGGGGGGGGGGGGGGGGGGGGGGGGGGGGGGGGGGGGGGGGGGGGGGGGGGGGGGGGGGGGGGGGGGGGGGGGGGGGGGGGGGGGGGGGGGGGGGGGGGGGGGGGGGGGGGGGGGGGGGGGGGGGGGGGGGGGGGGGGGGGGGGGGGGGGGGGGGGGGGGGGGGGGGGGGGGGGGGGGGGGGGGGGGGGGGGGGGGGGGGGGGGGGGGGGGGGGGGGGGGGGGGGGGGGGGGGGGGGGGGGGGGGGGGGGGGGGGGGGGGGGGGGGGGGGGGGGGGGGGGGGGGGGGGGGGGGGGGGGGGGGGGGGGGGGGGGGGGGGGGGGGGGGGGGGGGGGGGGGGGGGGGGGGGGGGGGGGGGGGGGGGGGGGGGGGGGGGGGGGGGGGGGGGGGGGGGGGGGGGGGGGGGGGGGGGGGGGGGGGGGGGGGGGGGGGGGGGGGGGGGGGGGGGGGGGGGGGGGGGGGGGGGGGGGGGGGGGGGGGGGGGGGGGGGGGGGGGGGGGGGGGGGGGGGGGGGGGGGGGGGGGGGGGGGGGGGGGGGGGGGGGGGGGGGGGGGGGGGGGGGGGGGGGGGGGGGGGGGGGGGGGGGGGGGGGGGGGGGGGGGGGGGGGGGGGGGGGGGGGGGGGGGGGGGGGGGGGGGGGGGGGGGGGGGGGGGGGGGGGGGGGGGGGGGGGGGGGGGGGGGGGGGGGGGGGGGGGGGGGGGGGGGGGGGGGGGGGGGGGGGGGGGGGGGGGGGGGGGGGGGGGGGGGGGGGGGGGGGGGGGGGGGGGGGGGGGGGGGGGGGGGGGGGGGGGGGGGGGGGGGGGGGGGGGGGGGGGGGGGGGGGGGGGGGGGGGGGGGGGGGGGGGGGGGGGGGGGGGGGGGGGGGGGGGGGGGGGGGGGGGGGGGGGGGGGGGGGGGGGGGGGGGGGGGGGGGGGGGGGGGGGGGGGGGGGGGGGGGGGGGGGGGGGGGGGGGGGGGGGGGGGGGGGGGGGGGGGGGGGGGGGGGGGGGGGGGGGGGGGGGGGGGGGGGGGGGGGGGGGGGGGGGGGGGGGGGGGGGGGGGGGGGGGGGGGGGGGGGGGGGGGGGGGGGGGGGGGGGGGGGGGGGGGGGGGGGGGGGGGGGGGGGGGGGGGGGGGGGGGGGGGGGGGGGGGGGGGGGGGGGGGGGGGGGGGGGGGGGGGGGGGGGGGGGGGGGGGGGGGGGGGGGGGGGGGGGGGGGGGGGGGGGGGGGGGGGGGGGGGGGGGGGGGGGGGGGGGGGGGGGGGGGGGGGGGGGGGGGGGGGGGGGGGGGGGGGGGGGGGGGGGGGGGGGGGGGGGGGGGGGGGGGGGGGGGGGGGGGGGGGGGGGGGGGGGGGGGGGGGGGGGGGGGGGGGGGGGGGGGGGGGGGGGGGGGGGGGGGGGGGGGGGGGGGGGGGGGGGGGGGGGGGGGGGGGGGGGGGGGGGGGGGGGGGGGGGGGGGGGGGGGGGGGGGGGGGGGGGGGGGGGGGGGGGGGGGGGGGGGGGGGGGGGGGGGGGGGGGGGGGGGGGGGGGGGGGGGGGGGGGGGGGGGGGGGGGGGGGGGGGGGGGGGGGGGGGGGGGGGGGGGGGGGGGGGGGGGGGGGGGGGGGGGGGGGGGGGGGGGGGGGGGGGGGGGGGGGGGGGGGGGGGGGGGGGGGGGGGGGGGGGGGGGGGGGGGGGGGGGGGGGGGGGGGGGGGGGGGGGGGGGGGGGGGGGGGGGGGGGGGGGGGGGGGGGGGGGGGGGGGGGGGGGGGGGGGGGGGGGGGGGGGGGGGGGGGGGGGGGGGGGGGGGGGGGGGGGGGGGGGGGGGGGGGGGGGGGGGGGGGGGGGGGGGGGGGGGGGGGGGGGGGGGGGGGGGGGGGGGGGGGGGGGGGGGGGGGGGGGGGGGGGGGGGGGGGGGGGGGGGGGGGGGGGGGGGGGGGGGGGGGGGGGGGGGGGGGGGGGGGGGGGGGGGGGGGGGGGGGGGGGGGGGGGGGGGGGGGGGGGGGGGGGGGGGGGGGGGGGGGGGGGGGUCGGAUUGGGCUGGGGUGAUAGGGGGCGGUGUUGAGGGCGGAUGA